This is a messenger RNA of Penicillium subrubescens, 2771 nucleotides long. RefSeq lists its product as uncharacterized. NCBI's taxonomy places the organism in Eukaryota, Fungi, Ascomycota, Eurotiomycetes, Eurotiales, Aspergillaceae. The transcript is spliced from 5 exons. The record is from RefSeq and is a predicted model, not a curated record. The coding region runs from base 114 to 674 and encodes 186 amino acids.
CCUCAAUUCAUCAUGCUGAUCAAGAUCUCUCCCCCGUAUUAGAGAUAGGAGAGGAACACAUCCGGGAACAAUUUCGGAGUCUUAUUGUGGAAGAAGACCCCGGGUCACGGUGGAUGUUGAGCGUGGUCCAGCGCAUGAUUGUGCAUUCUUAUCACCCCCUUAUUAGAUCUGUAGCAGAGAUUUUGAUAACCCUCAGGAGUUCAAUCGUUACUAUGAGAAAGAGACGAAAAGACAGAGGUCAUCUUUGGACUUAUGAAGAGAUCAUGUUUCUACUUGGGGAAUACCUGACCCUGAAAACCUCAUCCGCGCGAGAAGAUCAGAUACCCCCAAUCCAGACGUUCAGAGCGCGCGGCACGUGGUUUCCGAUGGCAUUUAGAAGGCAGUUCUGGCCCGGUCAAGAGCUUUUGAAGCGCAACGGUCUAACAAAGUGGCUCAAGGCUAUUCCAGGCAAUAUCGACCUUGAAAAGUUUGUGGCGCCGAUCUUUGCAAGAAUGUUCCUCGAAGACAGAACCAUUUUACCACAAGGAUUUUCGAACGCCGAGCUCUUUGCAGCUAUCUAUGGGCCACUAUGUAGAGACGCAUGGCGUCUCGCUGCCCAGCGUGGAGGACUGGGCCCCUCGCCGGUCCCUGCAACGUUUUCUCGAUGCGGUGGCGCUGAGGAUGACCAGCUAUAAUUCAACGUUAGAAGGUGACGCCCAAAACGGCCUCCGUGAAGCUGGGGUGAGAGCCUUGUGUCCCUUGUGUCCCUGGGAUAUGGCGCCUUUUUAUCUACUUUCCGUGUGGCCAUGGGAUUUGUGAGCGGGAUGCAUGGCGCUUCUCGGGAGCUGCCAUUAAUCACUCGUACUGCUCAACUUUGGCUCACUUCCGGGUCUGCCCUGUUUGUGGAGCUCCAGCUAAUCUCAAGAAGCGUCUACGUGCGUUACAGGCUGGAUUUCGGGUGGCAACAAUCGACGGCGGCGGAACAUAUGGGUUCGUGCCACUCGUUGCCUUCCGCGAAAUUGAAAUUGAAGGCCUUCCCAAGGCACUAUUGCCGCACCAUUAUUACGAUUUAAUCGCGUGCACGAGUAGUGGGUCUAUCACAGGCACUGCGUGGGGCAUCAAGCAAUGGUCUUUAUCGUAUUGUAUCGACAUGUUUCUUUCAACUGCUGAGCACGUAUUCGCCAAAAGAGGGGUAUCAGAGCUCGAGUGAAGAGAGUGGUGGCGUCUCUAUCGAGUUGGAGCUCAGUACGAUAUUGACCAACUCUGUCAAGUCUUAAGAGACCAAUUUGGGGACGUUACGUUGCGAGGGAUGCCUCUCGACACUCAAGAGUGUUCCGUACGUGUAGCGAUUCCGACCACAACAUUUGAUUCAAAACUUUGCCUGUACCGUUCUUACGGGGAUUGUCUCUGCGAGGGGAAGUGUAGCGAGCAUAUUGCACGGGACCGGGAAGAUCCCCUUUGUUGGCAAGCAAUUGCAACCAGCUGCGCUGCUCCGCUGAUGUUCGAACCCCCUAAACGAAAAGCUCGACGGUCUUUUUUGUCGCCAACAAUCCGGCCUGGAUUGCGAUGAUGGAAAUUAAUGACCUUUCCCUUCUAGUCACGCGAAUGUUAGACUUCCAUUAUCUUUUCCCAGAAUGGAUCCGGCGAGUGAAGUCUUGUGUCCGCGCCGCUGUGGACGCAGACGCUAUGUAUGAAAAAAUUCUGGAACACCCUCGACAAGGCCGAACAAGAUGGUAAGCAUUAUCGAAUAGAUCCUGAAAUCGCCACGCAGUCACUUGCACCGGACGACCCUACCGCGCUCUCAGAGCUCGAGACAGAAACAAUGCGGUAUAUGGGGCUUCCAGAUACUAAAGCAAAGACGCGACGCCUAAGACUCGCGAUGCUGGCAUCUUGCUUCUUUUGCACUCUACUCUCUCUACCCCGGUACGACCCGGUUUUAGGUCAAUACCGCGUCCGCCUCGCGAUCCAGUCACGGUGGCCCGAAGAUGAUACGAUUUCUCAGUCGCUCCACAGUACAUUGGAGACAGCGUCUUUUGUCGUCGGUGGAAUUGCAUAUCCUUACAAAUCCCCUUUAGCUUGCCUAAACUACGUUGAUAGUCUAGACGUAUCUCUUCAUAUCACGCUUACUCUUGAUGGGAAAGAAUCGCAUCCCAUUAGCGGUUUCCCGUUGACACUAAAACAAAUGAUGUACUUGCAGCUCCCUUUGAGUACAAUGCCAGCUACAUCCCCUAAACGUGGUGGGCCUUGCUUAGUUAGCGGUCGUUUGAAGCGUCGGUGCCUGGAGUGGCCAGUGUUAGGUGAGCCAGGGAAGUCUGCUUGGGUAACUUAGGCGGCAUCCCAUAUCCUACCUCCAGUAUUGACGUUCACCUUCUCUCCUGUGAUUUACCUUAGAUGCCCCAUGCCAUUUUAGUUCCAGUGAGAGAUUGAUAUGCGUCCCACCGCAACCGUUUCUGGCAACCGUGUCCCCUCGCACCCGCCCAAGAUUGAGGUACUUUGGAGAACAACGCCGGAAUAAUCAACCAACUGCUCUCAAUUCGAAAUAAGAUUAUUAUAUCUUUAUUGUACACUGUUCCGAUUUUACCCACAACAAUGUUGAUCUGUUGGCAUUUUUCGUCGCAAGUUGCCUUCCCUUCCCUAUCAAGGUUUCUGUGGCAAAUUAUGCUAAGCUUCAAUGGUACUCAGCCAACCAUUUCUUAAGGUUGCAGUUCUUAAAAAAAUUACUGCCGAUCAAAAUAUAACAGAAAUACACUAUACACUGUUCACGCCCGAAAUAAUUCAUAGUUUGUUCGCAC